AUGAUGAUGAGGUCCCCCAGCAGCGUCCACUACAUUGACGACACACCUCACGGGUUUGUGCACCAAGACACGCCCGAGUCGAUCCGAGCGUCGAGGAACACGGGCCAGUUUUCCUACAUCUCCUCCGACGCCAGCAGCAACGAUGACGAGAUCGAGUCGGAACUGUUCAACGACGAAAACAUGUUCCCAACAGAGGGUAGAUUGCAGCAGAAGCGGGCUUCACAGCCUUUGCAGCCCUCGCCGGCGCCGUUCCAUCUGAAGAGCCCACAGAAGAUACACACUAGACCGUCGAUGCGAAUUGCAGGCGAUGACGGGGCCCGAAUAUCGAUGUUCAAGUCACGCUACUCGCAGAACAACCCGAACAUCGCCUCUAAGCUAUCCUUGGCGUCUUCGCUCGCCGACAUUACAAACAUUUCCAACCUUUCCAACGUCUCCCUGGCCUCACGAAGGACUUCGCACCUCUCCAAUCAGAGGUACCAGACCAGGCGAAACCGGUCGCUUACUGACAAUGCCAGCACAAUAUCCAUUGAGCAAAAGCGUAACCAGAUCAUCCAGAGAUUGAACAAACGAAAUUCAAAAAACUUGUCAAACCCGUACUUUUACCAGUACAAGGAAAACAGACAGCCGUCCCAGGCACCCCCAGAAGCUCCAGAGGCUCCGGAAGAUCCAGAUGGCUCGUUUGACUACGGACACUCAAGAAUGAUGAGCAGCACGUUUGGGUCCUUCUCCGACGUCAUCAGCAACAGUCCAGUGAAGUCUACCGAGGAGUCCCUCAACUUCAACGAUAUUCCUCCUGUCAAAACACGCACAAUCUUCACGAUUUCGGAAGACAGAGACACGACACACGCAGAGGGGAACCGGGUGUCCAGCUCCGGCCAACAGGAUCAUGAUGUGGGUCAUGACAGCAACGGAAAUGGCGCCCCGAGCGAGCACGAGCAAAGCCGGGGUGCAGGCGAAGACAAUGACGGCUACGCCAACAGGAGCAACGGAAACAACACGAGUUCGAACACGAGCCAUAACAACAGCAAAAACUCAGGAACAAAGACCGACAGUACGAAAAACACUACCUCGGGCGACGACACAACGUCGUCAGACGAGCGUGAGAUCUCCAGGCGAAUACGGCUUUCUCAGGAGAUCCGGGGCGGGCUAUUCAGUGAGUUACAAUUUACUCCUGUGACAGCAGGCGUCCACGGGGUUGUUCUAAGCGGGAUUGAGGACGAAAGCCUCAACGAUGAAUCGGACUCGGUUGGCACAGUUUCGACAGACCGGAUCCAGCUGCGGCCCGUUGGAGCCAAUCCAGAUCUUACCGGGGGCCACCACUUUGCUGUGCUAGCACAGCCGGCGUACCAACCGAAACUGCUGGCCGAUGACGACGACAAUGGCAAUGGCAAUAGCGGCGGCGGCAGCAACGAUGCCACCAACUCCAGACCGGGUCCAGUCAUGACCGUCAACGUCAUGAACCACUCAGACGGCUCUCGCGAGAGCAGGUCCAAGAACUUUACCCUGAGUAACAACUCCUCGGUAUCCGUCGUCGCCCAGGUGCAGCCCUCACGCUCCGAGACGGUGCUGGACCUUACUGCCGAGCCGGAGGAGCGCAAGAAGCGCAUGUUUCGCAAGCCGCCGCCUUCGUCGGCGUCACCAUCGCCAACGGCGCCUCUUACACUCCCAACUGCCAACUUCGCCGGCGCCGGCGUCGGCAACGACACGGAAGCCACGUCGAACCUCAUCCGAAGUGUAAAGCAGUCCAACAAGCAGCUCAACCUCGAGCGGGUGCCAAUCGUGCCGCACUUCCCCGCCGCUCUCUACAGCAACCACACCAUCGAGCUCAACAGUGAUGACACCGACACAACACAAGGCUCGGGUGACUCCCGGGAGCAGCUUCUCGCCUGGGCAAAUCCCCGCAAGAACACCCCGGCACCCCCACCCGCCGGCAAGCACGACCCCGAGAAGGCAGCUGGCCUUGUCAGCAACGACUACCGCCGAGAGUACCACGACUACGAGCUGCACGGUAGCUGCAGCGGGCGUGUCGCCGUCCUGUUGCUUCUCUGCAGCGUCUUGGCGCCCCCCUUCUUCCUCGUGAUAGCUCUGGGCCACCUCGACUCCAUCUUUGGCGCCAUCGCCAGACGGUACAAGCUUACCGCCGCCGUUCUCUUUGGCCUCUUCUGUCUCGGCUCUGCCAUCGGCAUCGCCGUGGGCUUUGGCUACGGCCUCCGCCAUAAAAUGUAA
Molecule: messenger RNA, 2226 nt
Organism: Pichia membranifaciens NRRL Y-2026
Lineage: Eukaryota; Fungi; Ascomycota; Pichiomycetes; Pichiales; Pichiaceae
Exons: 1
Coding region: 1-2226 (741 amino acids)
Source: RefSeq, a predicted model, not a curated record